Messenger RNA from Budorcas taxicolor (takin), 2762 nucleotides. RefSeq names its product casein kinase 1 epsilon (gene CSNK1E). Gene Ontology annotation, biological process: signal transduction; endocytosis; peptidyl-serine phosphorylation. Gene Ontology annotation, molecular function: protein serine/threonine kinase activity; ATP binding. Gene Ontology annotation, cellular component: cytoplasm; nucleus. The transcript is spliced from 9 exons. NCBI's taxonomy places the organism in Eukaryota, Metazoa, Chordata, Mammalia, Artiodactyla, Bovidae. The record is from RefSeq and is a predicted model, not a curated record. The coding region runs from base 136 to 1239 and encodes 367 amino acids.
GGCUGGGCCGGGAGAGGCUGGCGCGGCGGGCGGCUCUGCAAAUCCUCCGGCAUCCGCCCCGGCGGGGCGCCCCCGCCUGCGGCAGCCCCCCGAGCAGCGGCCCGGCACCGGUGCCUUCCCGGCGGGGAGUGAACCAUGGAGCUGCGUGUGGGGAAUAAGUACCGCCUGGGCCGGAAGAUUGGGAGCGGGUCCUUCGGAGACAUCUACCUAGGUGCCAAUAUCGCCUCUGGUGAAGAAGUCGCCAUCAAGCUGGAGUGUGUGAAGACGAAGCACCCCCAGCUGCACAUCGAGAGCAAAUUCUACAAGAUGAUGCAGGGGGGAGUGGGGAUCCCAUCCAUCAAGUGGUGCGGGGCCGAGGGGGACUACAACGUGAUGGUCAUGGAGCUGCUGGGGCCCAGCCUCGAGGACCUCUUCAACUUCUGCUCCCGCAAGUUCAGCCUCAAGACCGUGCUGCUCCUGGCCGACCAGAUGAUCAGCCGCAUUGAGUACAUCCACUCCAAGAACUUCAUCCACCGGGACGUCAAGCCUGACAACUUCCUCAUGGGGCUGGGGAAGAAGGGCAACUUGGUGUACAUCAUUGACUUCGGCCUGGCCAAGAAGUACCGGGAUGCCCGCACCCACCAGCAUAUCCCCUACCGGGAAAACAAGAACUUGACUGGCACUGCCCGCUACGCCUCCAUCAACACCCACCUGGGCAUCGAGCAAAGCCGUCGAGACGACCUGGAGAGUCUGGGCUACGUUCUCAUGUACUUCAACCUGGGCUCCCUGCCCUGGCAGGGCCUCAAAGCGGCCACCAAGCGCCAGAAGUACGAGCGGAUCAGCGAGAAGAAGAUGUCGACGCCCAUCGAGGUCCUCUGCAAAGGCUACCCCUCCGAGUUCUCCACAUACCUCAACUUCUGCCGUUCGCUGCGGUUCGACGACAAGCCCGACUACUCCUACCUGCGCCAGCUCUUCCGCAACCUCUUCCACCGGCAGGGCUUCUCCUACGACUACGUCUUCGACUGGAACAUGCUCAAAUUCGGGGCUUCCUCGAGCCAGGCUCAGCCCCGCGACAGCGGAGCUGUUGCACUGCCCAGCCCCCGCCCCUGUCCCUGUGCCGGGCCGGCGAACCCACCCGUGUACUGGUGCCCGGCGCCCCUGGGCACCCAGGGCCCUCCACAUAGGCCCGUGGAGGAGGUGGAGGAGCUGCCCCCCCAAAACUACUGGCCUGUGGUCUGGACUGCAGGGCCCCAGUUCUGACAUCACCGGGUGUGCCCAAGCCCAUCGGGGCCAGGCCCGAGGAGACAUCCCUUGACGUGGUGGGGGUAGAGUGGAGAGGGCAUGCGGAGGAGCCCCUGCUGUGAGAUUCUUGGGGACGAAUCAGCUGCCUGAUGAACAGAGCCUGAAAGAGACACGAUGUUCCUUGCCCUGGAGGGCCUGGUGGCAGUGGACCCCAGGAACAGCCUUGGCCAGACCCCGCCGGCAGCCUCUGUAUUGAACCUGAACUCAUUAAACGCCCCUACCUGGAGUGCGUGUCCUCCUGACUGCCUCUUUUCUUGGCGGGCACCCUUCUGCCGGAUGCUCAGGACAAGGCCUUGUUCUCCAGGACCCUGGGAUCGGCGGUUGGUCUCUGGUUGGCGCUCUCUCUGACUCUCAGACAGUGGCCUAAGGAGCAGGGCGGAGAUUGGGCGGAGGAUGAAAAUGUCCCAUAGGCUGGAGGGCCCCGGGGGUGGGAGAUGGGCAGUGGCAGCAUCACUGCAGACCUUCUGGCUAGGAGCGCAGCUCUCACCCCAGGGCGCUGCUUAGGGCACUGUGCACACCCUCUCACCCUUGUACAGAGGUGUUCGUGAGUCUGGUUCGGGGUCAAGUUUGGCCCUUCCUCUUAGUACAUCUCCGAGAAUGGAUUUUGCAAAGUCGGCCUGUGCCCGCCAAUGUGGUAGCCACUGGCUACAUGUGGCUAAUUUUUCAUUAAAGUUAAUUAAAGCUGAAAACAUACUUCCUCAGUUGCGUUUGCUAUAUUUAAAGUUCUCAGGAGCCACAGGUGGCCAGCUAGUGGCUGCCACACCUGUCAAGGUGGAUGUGAACACAUCCGUCAUCGCAGAAAGUCCAGGGGCACCUGCAGCUCCAGAUGGCUCCUCAAAGAGCCUCUCAUGGGACCAUCCAGCCUAUAAGAUCUCGCCUCAAGCCAGGCCGGGAGCACUGUCUGCACCCGUUGCUGGCACCCUGACCCUUUCCUGGAGUUCCCGUCGAGGCAGGCUCUGGAGCCAAAAGCUGAGCAGAGAUGCCAACCUCCCGCACCAAUCUCUGACUUGAGGGCCAUCGGACUGGAUGACUGGGCACCUCUGACCCCGUCCCCACUAUGGCGAGCUUGACCACCUCCAGCGGCCCUUGGCGGAAGGAUCUGUGGACAUGCCCUGGGGACCUUCCAUGUUUUCACCUCAAGGCCAAGCUCCUUCCACAUCACCCCUCUUGCCCUGCCUGCAAUAAGCCUUCACCAGCACCUACCAGCAGACUGGACACCAUGCUGGGCACCGAGGGCUGCAAACUCUUCCAUGGGAAGGAUCCUGUCCUUGACUGAGAACUUCCCUCCUUGGAGGGGCAACGCCGUAUUGUUCAGCAUCAGGGCCCUGGAGUCCCCGGAUACCUGGAGCCUGGAAGCUGCACAGAACCACUGUAUUCUGAAGUCUAACCAGCCGGCCAGGUGGAAACUUUGACACUGCCGAGGACAGGGGUCUGCACGACACAGGGGAAGGCUCGUGUGACUUGGACGUUGACUUUUUGUG